Messenger RNA from Orussus abietinus, 2467 nucleotides. It is a transcript of the gene angel, whose product is annotated as protein angel. Bases 283 to 2145 code for a protein of 620 amino acids. Gene Ontology annotation, molecular function: 3'-5'-RNA exonuclease activity. The record is from RefSeq and is a predicted model, not a curated record. The transcript is spliced from 6 exons. NCBI's taxonomy places the organism in Eukaryota, Metazoa, Arthropoda, Insecta, Hymenoptera, Orussidae.
UGAAGUAAAAAAAACCUGUAACGUCAUCAUUCCAGUAAACAGGUAUCAACUUGUUGAAACAUGCGCCGCCUCAUCAAUUGUAAAGGUUAGUUUCUGGAGUUAUGCGAUAAAUUGGGGUCCCGAAAAAAGCGUCGCAGCGAGACCACUCAUUCCCGUGAGUUUUUUCACCGUUACGUCGAAGGAGUGAAAUAACAGCUAAUCGUAGAAGCCGCUCCACAAUUAGCCAUCGUGGAAACGUCCCGUGGUCGUGCGAUAAGCAGAGCGUCCAUUGAACGCGCGUCAAUGCCGGCGGCGCGGCAUUGUAGACGGCCGACCUUUGACCGCAGCGAGUCGUCGGUGCAAUUACGCCGUGCGCGACAACCUUGGCUUUUUCUUAUCCACUCAAUCGACGAUCUAUUCCGGCCGAGGUCCGCCCAGGUCGGCGCGCAGCUCGAAGUCGCGAUCAGACGCCAUCGACUAGUCGCGGUUAGUUCCAACAACGGCGUUUACGGAUUCCUUCUUCGAUUCCAUUGUUCGUACUGCUCGGCCCUGCUGUCGGCGUCGUGCGCCACCCCAUAUCAACAUGUACCACCCAUCGCCAAGAUACUUCAUAUGACGGAGGUACCACUGAAGCAUCUACUCCUGAGACAUCUCUCCAAGGCACCCUCUAUCCCGGAAGCGCUCUUCUCGACGUACCUCCACUUAUUGGAGACCGCAGCCAGUCCUGUAAUGCACCAAGAAUUCAAUAGAACUAUCAUGGAGCCCUUCUUCGAGUCUUGUAUCGUUCCAACCGAUGCUCCUCCAGUGUGCGAAAGGACUGCCGGCAUUCAGAUGAACGUUAAUCGAGAGCUGACUUCUGUGUCGAGUGAAUUAGAUGCUUGCGUCGAAUCGGAAUGCAGUGCACUUGAAAAUAGGUACCUGAAAGCAAGGGAGAAAUACAAAGCCAUGCGUUGGUGGAAGAGUCUUAAAAAAGGGAAGUCUAAGGUAAAUUCAGAUGACAGCUUUGUAAUAAGGCUUCUCUCAUUUAAUAUAUUGGCACAAUACCUCUUAGAGCGAUACCCCUUCCUGUAUAAGCAGCAUGAUAAACGAGCAUUGCCAUGGGAUGUAAGGAAACCAUUGUUGCUGCAAGAAAUAAUCGAGGCGGAUGCAAAUGUGAUAUGUCUGCAAGAGAUGCAGGAAGAUCAUUUGAAAGAUUUUUUAACUCCUUUUGAGGAGCUCGGUUAUAAAUACAUAUAUAAGAAACGAACAAAUGACAAGAUGGAUGGUUUGUUGCUGCUAUAUCGGGGGGACCAGUUCGAUGUGGUGGAAUAUGCCAAAGUGGAGAUGUUUCAAUCCGACAAUGAACUUCUUAGCAGAGACAACGUAGGGCUGGUUGUCAAGCUAGCCGUCAAGGAGAGCCCAAACACUCAGAUUGUUAUCGCAACGACUCACUUACUGUACAAUCCCAGACGAGACGAUGUCAGGCUAUGCCAGACGCAGUUGUUGUUCUCAGAAAUUGAAAGGAUUGCAUUCAUUGAAAAUACAGUGACAGGUCCAAAGUAUCAUCCGAUACUUCUGGCAGGUGACUUUAAUCUCGAACCAAACACUGGAGUCUACAGGUUUAUUACAGAAGGCUACUUCGAGUACGAAGGUAAAAGUCGUACCCUAGAGGAGGCUGACCAUCACCGUUUAUCUAAUUAUUUAAUGCCACCUCGUUUACAUAUUACGGACAAUUGCCAGCAUCUUAAUAUUUUAACAAAGAGGUUGUUCGAAAGCAAGAACACUGGAAAAGUCAUGUUGGAAAAUAGCGAAGGCAGAGCCGAAGAGGUGAACUCUUUGGUCGAAAGAUUUGCCCAUGGCGAGUUUGAUUCAAAAUCACUCAUUCAUCAGAGGGUGGAAAUACUUAACGGAUACUAUGUGAACUUCUCCUCGGGCUGUCUAACGCAUCCAUUCAAAAUGCAGAGUUUGUACAAACACGUCACGGAAGAUGGUAAAAGGGAGGCAACAACGAAUCAAGGAAGAUGGAUCACAGUGGAUUACAUAUUUUUCACCGAAGUCGAACCUCUCGAGAAAUAUGUAUUGCCCACAGUUGCGGAGUGUUCCACCUUUCCUACAAUUCCUAACUUCGUAGUGGGCAGUGAUCACCUUAGUCUUGGUGGAAGCUUCAAGUUGCAGAGAAAAGGAUAAUUUCAAUUCCUUCAUAUACCACUACCCUGUGACAGGGUCCUCGUGGUUUUGCCAAAAUGUGAUUUGCUGGUCAAUCUGCUGUUAUCUGUCAAGCUAAUCAGAUGGUACAACAUUGAAAUAGGUUAUUUUAAAGAACAGGCGCCAUGAGCUGUACAAAUAAAUUUUUUUUUUUUAUGUACGUUAGACAUUAAUUUGAGAGAAAUGGUACAAUCCUUAACGAGGACGCUCUGCAGUGUAAAUUGACGCAUCGGAAGAUACACCCGUGUACAUAGCAGAGGUUGUUACUUAUUUUGAAUAAAUAACUCUACAUUCUUAAAUCUAA